AUGUCAUUACCAGAUAGUUAUUCAUGUCGUUCUUCGAUUUCGACAUGUUUAGAAAAACUUUUUUCUUCAAAUCCACUCAUACCAUAUCCAUCUCAUGUAUAUAUCUAUGGAAAUAAUAAUACAGGAAAAUCAACAUUAGUUAAACAUGUACUUAAUGUACACAAGCAUUCAAUAUUAUGGUUUGAUUGUCGAGAAAUUUAUUCGUUAAAUAUGUUCUAUUCAACAUUUAUUUCAUCAUUAACGAAUCAAUCUGUUCCAACAAUGAGAAAUUUCAAUGAUUUUGUACGAGUAUUACGUGAUUAUUCUAUUCAAGAGAAUAAUCUUAAAAAAAAGAAAACUAAACAAUAUUAUUUUGUUGUACUUCAUCAUAUUGAACUAUUAUUAAAUUAUGAUACAACUGGACAUUUACUUUAUCUUCUAUUUAAAUUAAAUGAAUUAACAUUAGGAAACUUUCAUCAUUCACUUGUAUUAAUUGGUCAUCAACCAUUCUAUCUCUUACCACAAAUGAAUCAAAUCGAAGCUGAAUUAGGUGUAUUAACACCUACAACUAUAUUUAUACCAGCUUAUACUCGUACAGAAAUUAUUGCAAUAUUACAAAAUAUUUUAACACAACAACAAGAUAUACUUCCAUCAUCUAUAAGUCAAUUACAAAUUAUAAUUGAAUUAGCAUUACAAAUUUUCUAUGCUGUUACAAAUGAUCUUGUCGAAUUGAAAGAUAUGUCAACAAUGUGUAUUAAAGAUUAUUUACGUAUUAAUGCAAAAAAACAAGCUAAUGAUGAUGGAAUGAAUAAUGAUUAUCGGAUGCUUUAUCAAAAAGAAUUUUUUAUGCAGGUACUUAAUUCUGUUUAUACACGUUCGAUGAGUAUUCCAAAAUUUCUUGAUACACAUACAGCUGAUGAAGAAACAAUUGAAAAUGCAUCGCCUAUUUCAAUUAUGAAUAAUAAAACAAAUACUCGUGAUCUUCCAUUAUCAGCUAAAUUUUUAUUAAUUGCGAUUUAUUUAGCAACACAAAAUGCAAUAAAAUAUGAUCGUAUGUUAUAUGAUAAACAAAGUCAAGGUAAAAAAAGUCGACGAGCAAAAAUUAUGCAUAAACGAACACAAUUGGAUACAGCAAAAAUUGAAUAUUUACCAUUAUCAUCGAAUAAACCUGUAGCACUUAAUCGUCUUUUGGCUAUCUAUUGUUCUUUACAAGGUGAUACAAUACCAUUAACAAGUCAAAUAUAUAGUCAAUUAGCUUUAUUAACAUCAAUGCGUUUAAUUGAACUUGUUGGUGGUUCAAAUGAAAGUGGAAUUAUAAAUUUAAAUGAACCUAAAUAUCGUUGUAUAAGUUCAAGUGAUUAUAUUCGACGUUUAGCUUCAUCAAUUGACUUUAAAAUUGAUAAUCUUCUUCUUGUCUAA
Molecule: messenger RNA, 1398 nt
Organism: Adineta steineri
Lineage: Eukaryota; Metazoa; Rotifera; Eurotatoria; Adinetida; Adinetidae
Source: the annotation of a GenBank genome assembly